AAGAAUUAAUUAAAGAAAAGUAAACCAAAAAUCAAUUUUAAUAUAUAAAAAUAUGGAAACGGCAUUUGAUAUAUUAGUUGUAAAUCAAGAUUUCAAAGCGGAAACCUCGGACUCUGUCACUUUAACACGCGGUGAUAUUGUAGAAGUGCUGAAAACCACUGAAACCAAUGGAAAUUUGAAAAACGUAGCAGAUACUGAUGCUACUGUGAAAUGGUUGGUUCGAGUAUUCGGUGAUAAUGCCAAAGAGGGAUGGGUGCCGAAAAAUAUUUUAGAUGCCGGCCUAAAUGCCAUGUUAAAUGGCAACGAAAAAGAAAGUGCUGAUUUUCAGAAAAAAGCCGUUAUACGUGAACUAAUCGAAACAGAGGAGGAAUUCAAUCGUGAUUUACAAAAUGUAGUUGAUCGUUAUAUUAAAGCCGUUGAUGCGGCCACAGCGCCGCGCAAUGUACGCGAUAGUAAAGAUAUAAUAUUUGGAAAUUUUCAACAAAUUGCUGAAUUUCAUAAUAUGGUUUUCAUUGAUGGCGUCAAGUACUAUGCGGAUAAACCGAAUAUGGUGGUCAAAACCUUUUUACGUCUGGAAAGAGAUUUUGAUAUGCAUGUUAAAUAUUGUAAAACCGAACCUUUAGCCCAAGAAUAUUUAGCAUCGAAUAAAGAAGCCUUUACAUUCUUUCAGGAAAUUUCGAAUAGAUAUAACGACGAAAAAACUUUGAGUGAACAUCUUAAAUUGCCCAUACAACGAAUUAACGAUUAUCAACUUUUAUUAAAGGAUUUGCUUAAAUUCUCACUGAGCUUAAAAGAAAACAUUAAAGAUAUCCAAAAGGCUUUAGAGUUAAUGCUUAGUGUUCCUAGCCGAGCCUACGAUAAUACAUUCUUGAAUAGCAUUGAGGGUUACCGAGGUAAUAUAAAUAAAAUUGGACGGCUUCUUUUACACGAAUGGUGGACUGUGAUCGAUAAGGAGGGAAAGCCCCAUGAACGUUAUCUGUUCCUAUUUAAAUCACGCGUGCUAAUCUGUAAAGUACGAAAAAUAAGUGAGAAACGUUCCAUAUUUGUGUUGCAAGAGAUAAUAAGAAUCCCCGACUGUACGGUAGAGGAGGAUACUGCGAAUAAUCUAAUCAAGUUUACCGCCAAACCCAAUGCUAAGGAUGCCCAGCAUUUGCCCAUAUGCCUAAAGCCUCAUGGUAAUGAUCAAAAGGAUAUUCUAAAUAAGUGGUAUACGGAAAUUUGUACUCAUAUAGAUAAAGAAGUAACUUUACAAGAACAUAAGGCAGACGAUUUGCGCAUAGAUUCUACACAAAUCCUACAAGAAACCACUUUAAAUUUACCUCAAAAGGCCGAAGCCUAUAAUCCCGAUACAAAUAUAAAGGCCUCCGAUGUGGCCAAAGACUAUUUCCUAACCAAAGAGGAAAAAGAACGUUAUCAGGCUGAAUAUCAAGAGUUACUGCGUUUGGAACAAGAGUCCAUAGAACGUUAUAAUAAAACGAAAUUGGAAAGUUAUCAGUCGGUGCAAAAAUCAUCGGUUUCUAGCAAAGAAACCAGCCAGCAUUCGGAAAUACAACAAAGAACCGAAACCAUAUCGAAAGUAUCUCAAAGAAUAGAUGGUGUUGAGCAGCAGAUAACGACACAAACACAAUCGGUUCAAGAGCAAGAAAAAGUUGUUGUAAAGAACGAUAAUAUUGUUGAGGCACAAAGAUCGGCAAAUGUCAGCUGCUCUCAAGAAACAAAAACAGAAAUUGUAAAUAAGGAAACUGCAACACAAAGUGUACAAGAAGCUCAAGAAAGCGUAAUACAAAAGAGUGUUAAAAUAACAGAACCCAAAGAGGAGCCUGUACCAAAACCGGCGCCUGAACCUAAAAGAGAAUCUCCCAAAGCCGCCCGAGAAUCUCCUAAGCAUACUAAAGAGGAGCCUUUACCAAAGGCGGCACCUGAACCCAAACGAGAAUCUCCCAAACCGGCCAGAGAAUCACCUAAGCUUACUAAAGAGCCUUCAAGAGAAUCUCCAAAGCAAGCAAAGGAACCUUUGAGAGAAUCUCCUAAACCUAAAAAAGAUUCUCCUAAGCAACAAGAGCAACCUGCUAGAGAAUCUCCUCAACCUAAAAAAGAUUCCCCAAAACCGCAAGAAACUGCCAAACCAACGCCCGAAGAACCAAAGGCGGCACAUCAACAAUCAGUUGCCAUUAAGCAGGAACUAAGACAAGAAUAUAUUGAAUCAUCUUCUAGAGAAGAACAUAAGGAAGAGAUAACCCAAACAGCUACUAACAUAACUACAGAGACUGAGAUCUUACCACCCUCGUGCCCAGUUGAGGAAAUCGACGAAAAUCUUGGUAAGAACGACACGCCUAUAGAAGCAAUAUAUGCGUCCCAUGCUUUUACGCCUGAACCUUUGCCAGUUCCCCAAAUCACAGUUACACAAGAUAUUAUACCCAGAGUACACAAACCCAUACAGCUAAAAGACAUUGUUGGCUAUCAGGAGUCGAUCCGGCAAGCGGCUGGAGGUCAAGGUAAUCCCAGUGGAUCUGGUGGCCAACAAAAUGUCUUUAAUAUAUCUGAUAGCGCUUCGCUUAGCCAAUGGAAUGAUCGUCUUCAUAACAUACAAAUGGGACGUGAUGGCUUUGGGGAUGGUGCAGAACCACCCCAGCCUCCCAUGCCUCCACAUUCUGUACGCAUGCCUGGCUUUUUCCAGCCACUACCGCGCAUUUCAUACGAAACAUCUAUUGAAAUUCUAAUAGUUAAAGCAAGUCCCCCUUCGCCACCCCCACCCAUUACACUGAUACCACGCGUUGUGGUGCUCAACGAUGCCUUAGAGAUGAAAUCACAAAAUUUCCUAGAGGGUAUUUAUGAAACAGAUAGCUUUGAUACUUCCUUGCGUACGGCCAAAAAGAAAAUCAGAUCCAUUAAAUCAACGGUAUUAAAAUCGAAAGAUUCCACCAAUUAUGCCGUGGAUACCGUGAAAAAAGCCACUGCCCGAGAUUUUUUGCAUAUAUUUACGCCACCCAUUAAACAAAAGCGACCCAUUUAUGAAAUUGUUGAAGAACCAUCUAGAAGUGAUGUCGAAGAUGAUUUCUCCGAGUCGAUGUAUGGUGAUCUGCACACAGAAGUAAGAGAACAUAGUGUGGCACGUACCGAGGAUCAUUUGUCGGUGACAUCUAGAAAACGUUAUGACAGUAGAGCACGCGAUUUCUCGAGAGGCACCUCGUAUGAUAGUCUCGCUGAAGUAGAUGCACUUAAACCACCAAGAAAUGUUUUAGUUGGCAGCACUAGUACACUACUACGGUCACACAGUCGCUUAGAAGAUCGUCCUUAUUCCCGUCAAUCAAUAGCAUCCGUUAGAACUCUUGGAGCACGCUCUACCACAUCCCAAAUGGAGGGCCGUGCGCAUAAAUCGAUAGAUAAACCUAUCGUUAUGAAAAUGCUAAGAUGUGCGCAGGUUCAACCUGGUGAACCCGCACACUUCGAAAUACAAUACAAAGAAAAACCUGGUUUGGUAAUUUGGCUAAAAGACAACAAGCCCUUGGAUGACGUAUUAGCUGAUCGCAUCACCCAAACUGAAGCCGCGAUGAACUCUUAUCGCUUGGAUAUUAAAAAUUGCAGUGAACGCGAUACUGGCGCUUAUACUGCUAAAGCAACAACUGGUGCUGAGGUCACCACUUGUACAGCUCAAUUGGUAGUUGGACAAUCUGCCGAACAUGAUGAAAGUAGAACAAAUGUGGCUCCCAUUUUCUUGGUCAGCCUUAAGGAUGCUGAGAUGUUGGAGAAUACCAUGUUCCGCUUUCUGAUCAAAAUUAUGGGUGAUCCCAAGCCUAAAGUUGAAUUUUUCAAAGAUAAUAAAGAGAUUUUAGACUCGGAUACCAGACGUCAUAUUGUACGCGAAAAAGACUACUUGGGUUAUUAUGAAUUGGUAAUCAAUGAGGUAACUAAAGAUGAUGCCGGCACUUAUCAGUGCAAGGCUUACAAUAAGCAUGGUGAAGCUUUCUGUGAGGCUACCGUCACCACAGCGGAGGAUAAGAACCCCUUCGGUUCGUUGGCUGGUCAAAUUUUACCUCCCGGUGAAAAGCCUGUAUUCCAAUGGAAACGCAACGGAGCACCUUUCGAUCCCGAAGAACGCUUCAAGGUGUUGUUCGGUGAAGAUGAAGAUUCAUUGGCUUUGGUGUUCCAACAUGUCAAGCCUGAAGAUGCUGGUAUUUACACAUGUGUAGCACAGACUACAACCGGUAACAUUUCCUGCAGUGCCGAACUAUCCGUGCAGGGUGCCAUACAAACCCUUAAUAGGGAGCCAGAGAAGCCCACUUUGGUUAUUGAACACCGUGAAGCUAAUACCCAUGUUGGUGGUACCGCAAUUUUGGAAUUGCAAUGCAAAGGUUUCCCCAAGCCAGCUGUACAGGUCAAGCAUGAAGGUGAAAUUAUCCAGGUUGAUGAGAGACACAAGUUCUUGUACGAAGAUGAUGAAACAAUGUCUUUGUUGAUCAAAAAUGCCACCACCGAUGAUGCUGGCAUUUACACAAUUCAUGCCAUGAAUGAAUUGGGUGAAGACACGUCCGAAAUUAGUUUGGUAGUAAAAGCUCCACCUAAAAUCAAAAAAGUCAAAGAUAUCACUUGCCAUAUAAGUGAGACUGUCAAGAUUGAGGUCGAGGUUGAAGGCUACCCCAAACCAAUUUUGAAUUUGACCAACAACGGCAAAGACAUUACUUGUGAGAAGAACAUCAAAAUCUCAGAAGUAUCGAUUGGCAAGAGCACUGAAAAGGUUGUCAUUGAAAUUGUCGACAUUAAGCUCUCGCAAUCUGGAAAUUUCUCUUUGAGGGCCACAAACGAUCUGAGCCAGACCUCAGAGUACUGGAAUUGUACGGUACACUCGAAACCAGUGUUUGUUAAACAACUCGAGGAGGAGUACGUGCACGGUGAAAAGGAAACGGUCAUCAUGACCUGCAGAAUUGAUGCAUUCCCUGAAGCCAAGCUUACCUGGUAUCAAGAGGGUAAAGAGAUCAAUAUGAAGAAUAGCAAAUAUUCUGUAUCCUGUGAUGGUAAUGCUUACACUUUGAAAAUCACCGGAGUUACUAGAGUUGAUGCUGGUGAAUAUUCAGUUAAAGCUGAAAAUGAACAUGGUACCGCCACCAGCAAAACUAAUUUGCUAAUCAAGUGCACCCCUGAAAUAACCACCAAUUUGAAGAAUAUCAUCGUUACCGAGGGUGAUACAAAUGUCAUGCUAAAUAUUGGCAUAGAUGCUUAUCCUAAACCUAGUGUUAAGUGGUACCUUGAUGGUAUUGAAAUCGAUGAAAAACGUAAUGAGUUCAGACGUCAAGAGGAAGGACAUGAUUAUAAAUUGAUCAUGAAGGAGGUUACCACUUCCCUACAGGGUACUUACAGUGCUGUAGUUAUGAAUGAUUAUGGAAAAGUACAAAACGAAUGUAUUGUUACCGUACAAUGCAAACCUAAGAUCAAGAAACAAUUGAAGGAUACCGAAUUGGAAGAAGGCAAAACAUUGACCCUCGAAACCGAUAUCUAUUCUGAACCAGAAGCCACCGUUAAAUGGUACAAAAAUGGUCAAGAAUGUUCGGCCGAUGCUCGUUUGAAGAUCCAUCAUGACUCAAAACGUUACGAAGAAUACAGCAUGACUUUGAACUUAUGCAAGCCCGAAGAUAGUGGCACUUAUGAAGUGAGAGCUAAGAAUUUGGUGGGAGAAAGUGUAUCCAAAUGUCAAGUUAAUAUAUUGACUAAACCUGAAAUUGAUCAUGUGGAUAUCUUUGAGAAACACAGUUUCGAAUCUGUACCCUUGAAAUAUGAGGUCAUUGCUCAUGGCAUACCCAAGCCCGAAGCUAUUUGGUAUAAGGAUGGCAAAGAAAUUAAGCCCGAUGAAAAUACCGCCAUUAUUGUGGAGGGUGAAAAAUAUCGUUUGGAGAAGAAAUAUUUGAAAUUGGAGGAUGCUGGUAACUAUAAGGUGGUUAUUAAGAACAAAGUGGGUGAAAAGACCCAUCAAGGUGUCUUGUCAUUAUCGGGUAUUGCUGAAUAUCGUAAACCAAUUGUUAAGAAGGGCCUGGCCGAUAUCAGCACUUACAAGGGCAAACCUUUAUCAUUGCCUGUUGUCUUUACUGCCGAUCCUGAGCCCAAAAUUACUUGGCUUAAGGAUGGCAAACCCAUACAAGCCAAUGAACACGUCAAAUUGGAAGUUGUGAAAAAGGAUUUGGAACAUGGUUUGGUGGAAUAUGCUUGCACUUUGAAUAUUGAUAAAACUGAACAUGCUGAUAAUGGACGUUAUGAAUUACAAAUUGAAAAUAAAUUUGGCCAAGCUAAUAUUAGCUGUUUCGCUGAUGUUUUGUCCAAGCCUGAAAUCAUUGGUCUUAAAGAUCAAGGCUGUAUGCCUGGUCAAACUGUCUGCUUUGAUGUGGUGGUACAGGCCAAUCCUAAACCUAAGGUUACCUGGAGUCGUGGCAAUGAAAACUUGUGCAACAAUGAAAACUGUGAAGUUAUUGCCGAUGUAGAGGCUGACAAAUAUAGAUUAGUAUUCCAGACAGUGGGUGCUAAUGAAGGUGGUACUUACACUUUGACGGCUGUCAAUAAUGAAGGCACUACUACCCAAGACUUCAAGCUUAAUGUUCAUGUUGAGAAACCCACAUUUAUUACUCCACCCGAGGAUCAAGUGAUACAUGAUUAUCAUGCCGCUUUAACCAAGGUUUUGGUACAUGGUGUUCCAUUGCCCAAAGUUGAAUGGCUUAAAGAUGGCAAACCCAUUGAUAUUGAAGCCACCGAUAAGCUUACCGGUGAGAAAAUAUAUCGUGUGGCCCACAAUGUGGUUGCCACCGAUCAAAUUGCCAGUGAAAUGGAAGUUGUACACUUCCGUUUGAACGACAUCGCCAAGUACGCAGCUGUUGGUGUUAAUGAUAUUGGCAAAACUGAAGCUCCCUUCAAACUCACAAUGUUGGAUUUGGCUCCCACUUUUAUCAAGAACUUGGAACCUACUCAAGAAGUUACAGAAGGCAGACCUCUUACACUACAAUGUGUGGUCGAUGGCAGUCCUUUGCCUGUAGUACAAUGGUUCAAGGAUAACGAAGAGGUCAAACCUACCGAGCACAUUAAAAUUACCACUACACCUCAGGGUCUUAUUAAGUUGGAGAUUGAAGAGUGUGUGCCCAAUGAUUCCGGUGCUUAUAAAUUGGCAGUUACCAAUGAACAUGGCAAAAAGGUGGCCUUGUGUGCAGUUGCUGUUAAUCCCAAACCCUUGGAACCAACAUUUGUUAAAACCUUUGGUGAUCAAAAGAUUACUGUCGGUGAGCCUUUGAAGUUGGAAGCUGUGGUAAAUGGUUUCCCUGCUCCUGAAAUCAAAUGGUUCAAGGAUGAAGUUCUUUUGAGACCCAGCGAAGCUAUUAACUUUAUUAAUAAUCCCAAUGGCCAGAUUGGUAUUGCCAUUGAUUGCUGUACUCCCCACGAUGCUGGUAUCUACAAGUGUAUCAUCAGCAAUCCUGGCGGUGAAGUAAAGGGUGUAGCCAAAAUUCAAGUUGUUCCCAAAGAGACUAAACCUGAAUUUAUUGCUGAAUUGAAAGAUGCCAAGAGUAUUGAAGGUUUUCCUGUUAAAAUGGAUGUCAAGGUGGUGGCCAAUCCUAUGCCCGAUGUUAAAUGGUUCCACAAUGGUCAAGAACUUUUGCCACAAAACAAACACUGUACCUUGGUGCAAAAUCCCGAUAAUACCUACAGUAUGAUUAUCGAAAAGCCUACACCAGCCGAUUCUGGUCUUUACGAAGUUAUUGCUACCAAUGACAAGGGUUCUGCUGCUUCCAAGGCUAAGCUGUAUGUAGCCCCAGUAACCGAUGAAAACGCUGCUGAAGAAGCUCCCAGUUUUGUGUCCUCACUGCGUGAUGUCAACGCCGAUGAGGGUCAACCACUUGAAUUAUCAGCUCCCUUUGUUGGUAAUCCGAUGCCUGAGACCAUUUGGAGCAAGGAUGGCGUACCACUUACACCCAGUGAACGUAUUCUCAUGACCUGUGAUGGCAAACAUGUAGGUUUGAUCAUCAAUCCUGCCGAGACUUCCGACUCUGGUGUUUAUAGUUGUUUGUUGGCCAAUCCCUUGGGUGAAGACACCUCCAAGUGUAAUGCCAAUGUUAGCAAAAUCUAUAAGAAACCCAUUUUCACCCAGAAAAUUACCGAUCAACAACAGGUUUAUGGUGGAGAUGCCAAGAUUUCUGUUUCAGUUUCAGGUGUACCAUAUCCAGAUUUACAGUGGUACUUCAAUGACAAACCCAUUGAGGAUGGUGAUAAGUACUAUAUGAAAAAUGAUGGUGAUCACCACACUUUAACCGUACGCGACUGUGGAGAUCAUGAUAAGGGCACCUACAAGUGUAUUGCCACCAACAGGGAAGGCAAAGAUAUUACCCAAGGACGUUUGGAUAUUGUUAAUGAAAUCAAAAAACAUAUUCGCUCUGAACCACCAGUAUUCCUUAAGAAAAUUGGUGAUUGCGAUAUUUAUGCUGGUAUGGCUGCCAAAUUUACGGCCAUGGCUACUGGUUAUCCUAAACCCGAAGUUGAAUGGUUCAAGAAUGGUCAAAAACUCUUCCCCACCGAUAAGAUCCAUAUGGAAACGGAAGCUAAUGGUUUAAUGCGUUUGUGCAUUAAGGAUGCCGAUGAAAAUGAUGUAGGUCGUUACAGCUGUCGUAUAUACAAUCCCCAUGGUGAUGAUCAAUGUGAAGCUGAAUUGAUGUUCGAUACCUUCGACAGUCCUUCUCAGGCUCCUUUGGGUGAUCAAUACAGUGAUUACAAGAAAUACAAACAUAGCGGUGCUCCAAAUCCUCUUUCCGAAGCUCCUUAUAUUUUGAAGAUGACCGAUCGCAAUUUGCAAUUGGGCUGGUCACCUUCAGUGCCUUCAAUGCCACGCUAUCCCAUUACCUAUCAAGUAGAAAUGAUGGAUCUUCCCGAGGGUGAAUGGCGUACUAUUCGCACUGGUAUUCGCAAUUGUUCCUGUUAUGUCAAGGACUUGGAACCUUUCAGAGAUUACAGAUUUAGAGUGCGUGUUGACAAUAAGUUUGGUGUUAGUGACCCCAGUCCUUACAUUCAAACCUAUAGAUCGAAAUUGGUGCCCGAUCCACCAAAGACUUAUACAUAUUUGGCUCCUGGUGUAGAUUUCAGACCAGAAACCUCACCUUACUUCCCCAAGGACUUUGAUAUCGAAUGUCCUCCUCACGAUGGCAUGGCUCAAGCUCCCCAAUUCUUGCGUCGCGAAAAAGACGUUACUUAUGGUGUUAAGGGCCAUAAUACCGAAUUAAUGUGGUUCGUUUAUGGAUAUCCUAAGCCUAAGAUGACCUAUUACUUUGAUGAUAUGCUAAUUGAACCUGGCGGCAGAUUCGACUUCAGUUACACACGUAAUGGUCAAGCCACUUUGUUCAUCAACAAAAUGUUGGAUCGUGAUGUAGGCUGGUAUGAGGCUGUGGCCACCAAUGAGCAUGGUGAAGCCAGACAACGUGUAAGACUAGAAAUCGCUGAAUAUCCACGCUUUACUAAACGUCCCGAUGAAACCUUUAUCAUGGCCCGCAAGAAUGGUCGUAUUGAGGCUCAUGUUGUAGGUGUUCCCAUGCCAGAAAUUCGCUGGUAUAAGGACUGGCAACCUUUGGCUGAUACCACACGCAUUAAGAUGCGUCAUAUUGAACCCAAUAUUUAUAUUUUGUCACUCAGUGAUACCAUCAUUAAGGAUGCCGGUCUCUAUUCGAUUAGUGCCCGUAAUGUGGCCGGUUCGGUUAGUUCCUCGGUCAUGGUCCACAUUGAAGAUAAUGAGGAUCAAUAUAUAUUUAAUACCUAUGGCAGACAUCCAUAUGUGCGUACCAAGCAGUUCCGCUGUGAAGACAAAUAUGAUUUCGGUGAUGAAUUGGGUCGUGGUACUCAGGGUAUUACUUAUCAUGCUGUUGAAAGGGCCACAGGCUACAGUUAUGCUGGCAAGGUUAUGUAUGGCAAGCCAGAGAUUAGACCUUUCAUGCUCAACGAAAUGGAAAUGAUGAACAUCAUGAACCACAGAAACCUCAUACGUUUGCAUGAUGCCUAUGAAACUGAUCGUAAUGUUACUUUAAUUUUGGAAUUGGCAGCUGGUGGAGAAUUGGUCAGAGAUAAUUUAUUGAAGCGAGACUAUUUCAGAGAACGUGAUAUUGCUUCAUAUGUAAGACAAGUUUUGUGGGGUUUGGAACAUAUGCACGAUGCCGGUUUGGGUCAUAUGGGUUUGACGAUUAAAGAUCUUUUGAUUUCUGUUGUGGGUGGUGAUUUCUUGAAAAUAUCCGAUUUCGGUUUAACACGCCGUAUUCAUACUCAUGCCUUGACUACUCUCGAUUAUGGUAUGCCUGAAUAUGUCUCACCCGAAGUGGUCAACAAGGAGGGUGUUGGUUUUGCUCACGACAUGUGGAGUGUUGGUGUUAUCACUUAUGUUUUACUUUCCGGUCACAAUCCAUUCCGUGGUGCUAAUGAUCGCGAAACUUUGCAACGAAUUAAAGAAGGUCAUUGGGACUUUAGCGAUUCCAUUUGGACUCACAUCACCGAUGAAGGUCGCGAUUUCAUUAAACGCCUUUUGGUUUACAGCCCCGAGGAACGUAUGGAUGUAAAGACAGCCUUGAGACAUCCCUGGUUCUUUAUGUUAGAUAGACGUGCCUCCGAUGAAGAAUAUCGCAUCAGCACUGAUCGUUUGAGGAACUAUUACAAUGACUUUAGAGAUUGGUAUGCCAAUGCUUCUUGCAAGCACUACUUCAGACGUAGACGUUUGAGCGGUUGUUGGACACAUCCCUCGAAGAUGGUUUAUCCACCAGGCUUAGUUUACACCCCUGAACCAACACCCGAACGCACACCAGAACCCAGAAUUCGCAGUAAACGUGUUGAAACCUAUUCGAAAUACUUACAUCCCGAAUACGAAUUGGGUAUUAUUCAAUCCGAAAGCCACUACCAAUAUGGUCCUGAUACCUAUUUGUUGCAAUUGCGUGAUGUUAACUUCCCCGUACGUUUGCGUGAAUACAUGAAGGUGGCUCACAGAAGAUCACCUUCGUUUGCCAUGAACGAAAGCUUGGAUUGGUCUUUGCCAAUUAUUCGUGAACGUCGUCGUUUCACCGAUAUUAUGGAUGAAGAAAUUGACGAUGAACGUACUCGCAGCCGUAUUAGCACAUAUACUGCUCAGGACUCUUAUACCAUUCGUAGACUGCGUACCGAAUUGGGUCCACGUUUAGAUGAAUAUACCGAAGCCGAAGCUAUGAUUGAAUGCAGACGUGAAGGCUAUCCUCCAUUCUUCAGAGAAAAGCCUCAGGCUUUAGCCAUUACUGAGGGACAACCGGCCCAUGUUCAUUGCUUUGCUGUUGGUGAUCCUAAACCCAAUGUUCAGUGGUUUAAGAAUGAUAUGGUUUUGAUUGAGAAUAAUCGUAUUAAGUUCCACACCGAUGAAGAUGGUCGUUCGAUUUUGCGUUUUGAGCCCGCCAUGCAAUUUGAUGUUGGUGUUUACAAGGCUGUAGCUCGUAACAAGGUAGGCCAAACUGUAGCUAGAUGUCGUGUGGUAAUUGCUACCUUGCCCGAUGCUCCUGAUUCUCCCGAAAUUUCGGCCGCCAGUGGUAGUGAAAUCUUGUUGCGCUGGAAACAGCCACGAGAUGAUGGUCACACUUCUGUGUUGUGUUAUAGCUUGGAAUACAAACGCUUAGAUGGAGAUGCCUGGAUUAACAUUGCCGACAAUAUUGAUCACGAAUUCUAUUUGGUUCACGAUCUUCAACCCAAUACCCAAUACCAAUUUAGAUUAGCUUCUAGAAACCGCAUUGGCUGGAGUGAAAUGGGCAUUCCUAUUACUGGUGCCACCAGUGGCAUGGAUGCUCCUAAGAUUCAUAUUACCAAAGCCAUGAAACAUUUGCAACAGCUUACCGAAAAUGGUCAUGUUGUUUUGCCCGAAGAAGAACGCGUCCACACCGAUUACCAUUGCGAACGUGAACCUCCCAACUGGGUAACCGAUCAUUCGGUCAAUGAGAAAUAUAGUUUCAUUUCGGAAAUUGCUCGUGGUGAAUUCAGCACUAUUGUUAAGGGCAUACAAAAAUCUUCGGAUGCUGUUGUAGUAGCCAAGAUCUUCGAAGUCAAUGACGAGAAUGAGGAGGAUAUUGUAGCUGAAUUUGAUAACUUUAAGACAUUAAGACAUGAACGUAUUCCUGCCUUGUUUGCCGCCUACAAGCCUCUUAAUGUUCCAAUUGCCAUUUUCAUUAUGGAAAAAUUGCAAGGCGCCGAUGUUUUGACCUACUUCAGCAGUCGUCACCAAUACACCGAACAAAUGGUUGCCACAGUUAUUGUACAACUUUUGGAUGCUUUACAAUAUUUGCACUGGCGCGGUUUCUGCCAUUUGAACAUUCAACCCGACAAUGUUGUCAUGGCCUCUGUCCGUUCGAUACAAAUUAAAUUGAUCGAUUUCGGUUGCACCAAGAAGGUCAACAAAUUGGGUGUUCAAGUUAGACCAUGCGGCAUGUUGGAUUUCCAAUCUCCUGAAAUGGUUAUGGAGGAACCGGUAUUCCCACAAUCGGAUAUUUGGUCAGUAGGUGUUUUAACCUAUUUGUUGUUGUCCGGUACAAGUCCCUUCCGCGGUGCCGAUGAAUACGAGACCAAACAGAACAUCACCUUUGUACGUUAUAGAUUUGAAAAUCUAUUUGGUGAAGUGACACCUGAAGCCACCAGGUUUAUUAUGUUCUUAUUCAAACGUCAUCCACAAAAACGUCCAUACACCGAAGACUGUCAAGAACACAGAUGGCUUAUGGCUUCCGAUUAUAUGGUUAAGAAACGUGAAAGAGCUCACUUCUUAGGCAAUCGUCUCAAGGAAUUCUCUGAUGAAUAUCACUCUCAAAAGUCUGCUAAAGCUGCUCCUAAAAUUAACUUUGAAGGUGGACCCACUCCCUCUCAGCUUUUAAGAUCUAACAGCAUACAAGAGGAAUUAUUUACCACCUAUUAAACAACAACAAAAAUGCAUUAUUUAUUUAGAUUCAAUAAUAACAUCUUCAUCAUUUGCAAAAGAAACUCGAAAAAAGCAAACAUUUCAAGAUCCACUCAUUGUAAACUUAAUAACGAACAAAACAUAUUUUAUUAAAAAAAACUCAUAAUACGAAACGAC
Lucilia cuprina (Australian sheep blowfly) is the source of this 13069-nucleotide messenger RNA. RefSeq names its product obscurin (gene Obsc). Gene Ontology annotation, cellular component: plasma membrane; neuronal cell body; axon. Gene Ontology annotation, molecular function: protein binding; guanyl-nucleotide exchange factor activity; protein kinase activity. Lineage: Eukaryota; Metazoa; Arthropoda; Insecta; Diptera; Calliphoridae. The transcript has 30 exons. Bases 53 to 12910 code for a protein of 4285 amino acids. Gene Ontology annotation, biological process: synapse organization; protein phosphorylation; homophilic cell-cell adhesion. The record is from RefSeq and is a predicted model, not a curated record.